Amborella trichopoda is the source of this 624-nucleotide messenger RNA. The record is from RefSeq and is a predicted model, not a curated record. Lineage: Eukaryota; Viridiplantae; Streptophyta; Magnoliopsida; Amborellales; Amborellaceae.
AUGUCCAAAUUGGACAGAUUUUUUAUUGCAGCAAAUUGGGCAGAAGUCUUCCCUCUUGUUUCAGUAAAAUCCUUGGUGCGGUUGUCUUUUGACCAUCUUCCUAUGCUUCUUAAUACGAGACGUCUUAAAGGAAGCCUUAAGCCUUCCAUAUUCAAAUUAAACUGGUUGGAGAAUCAAGAGGUGGUUGAACUUAUUAGGAGAACUUGGUCUAGCACUAUGAUUUUUGGGUCCCUGGACUAUCAAAUCUAUAAAAAGCUACUAAAUAUAAAGCAUAAACUGUUAGAAUGGAAGAAGGAGAACCAUAUGGAUUUCAGAGCCAAGAUAGAUGGAAUUCUAGCAGAGAUUGAGAUGAUGGACCUUAACGUUCAAGAGAGCGGUGUUCUAACUGAUCAGUUGGUUUGGGAGCAUAGUCUUAAAGUCAAAGAGCUGGAGGAAGCAUGGAGAGCUGAGGACUUAGAUUGGACACAAAGAUCAAGCAAUAAAUGGCUGAAAGAAUGUGACCAUAAUACGAAAUUGUUCCAUGCAAUUACUAGUAUCAGAAGAAGACAAAAUGAUAUUUCAGGUCUUUCUAUACCUAGAAUUGAUCCUGAUGAUAGUGAGGCCAUGGGAGUUGGUGUUAUUUAG